CAAUACAAACAUGAUUGCAGAUAUCCAUGGGAAGCCCAGCCCACAGAGCCCAAUUCAGCUUGGGGUGAGCCAGACCUCAGGCAUGGGGAUAUAAUGGUGUGAUGAACCUUUCUUCUAGAGUUUCCAUAGCUCUCCUGAUGAAAAGCUGCCGGUUUGGGAUAUUGUGAGAGCCUGUCUCAUUGCUCUUUGAGAAGUAAUUUAAAUUCUUCUGUCACAUUUUCUGUUCAGUUUUUAUUCAUACCUUCUGGUCUUAGAGGAACCUGAAGCCAGAGAAAUAAGACAAAAAGGAACCUCUUUCUGGAGCUGUUGAAGAGAAAAGGAGCAAUUAUGUCCACGAUUGCAGCUUUCUAUGGCGGCAAGUCCAUCCUCAUCACGGGGGCCACGGGCUUCAUGGGCAAAGUGCUCAUGGAGAAGCUGUUUCGCACCAGUCCUGACUUGAAAGUCAUUUACAUCCUUGUGAGGCCCAAGGCUGGCCAGACACUCCAGCAGAGGGUAUUCCAGAUCCUAAACAGUAAGCUAUUUGAGAAAGUCAAAGAAGUCUGCCCAAACGUGCAUGAGAAGAUCAGAGCUAUUUAUGCAGAUCUCAACCAGAAUGACUUUGCCAUCAGCAAGGAGGACAUGCAGGAGCUUAUCACCUGCACAAAUGUUGUCUUCCACUGUGCAGCCACCGUACGCUUUGAUGACCCUCUGAGACAUGCCGUGCAGCUUAACGUCACAGCCACCCAGCAGCUCUUGCUUAUGGCUAGUCAGAUGCCAAAGCUCGAAGCUUUCAUACACAUCUCGACUGCCUUUUCCAAUUGUAACCUGAAGCAUAUCGAUGAAGUGAUCUAUCCAUGCCCUGUGGAGCCCAAAAAAAUCAUUGACUCCAUGGAAUGGUUAGACGAUGCUAUUAUUGACGAGAUCACACCCAAGCUGAUUGGAGAUCGGCCCAAUACUUACACCUACACCAAGGCCUUAGGAGAGAUGGUGGUGCAGCAAGAGAGCGGGAACCUGAACAUAGCCAUCAUAAGACCCUCCAUUGUGGGAGCAACCUGGCAGGAGCCUUUCCCGGGUUGGGUUGAUAAUCUAAAUGGACCUAGCGGGCUCAUUAUUGCGGCUGGGAAAGGGUUUCUUCGGGCCAUAAAAGCUACGCCAAAGGCUGUGGCAGAUUUAAUUCCGGUUGAUACAGUCGUCAAUCUCACCCUAGCAGUAGGAUGGUACACUGCAGUUCACAGACCAAAAUCAACGCUAGUCUACCACUGUACAUCUGGUAAUCUCAAUCCCUGUAAUUGGGGCAAAAUGGGAUUCCAAGUCUUGGCCAGCUUUGAAAAAAUCCCAUUUGAGAGAGCUUUCAGGAGGCCAUAUGCUGACUUCACAACCAACAACUUCACAACCCAGUACUGGAAUGCGGUCAGCCACCGGGCUCCUGCCAUCAUCUAUGACUUCUAUCUACGGCUCACAGGACGGAAACCCAGGAUGACAAAGCUCAUGAAUCGCCUUUUAAGGACCGUUUCCAUGCUGGAGUAUUUCAUCAACCGGAGUUGGGAGUGGAGCACGUACAAUACAGAAAUGCUGAUGUCCGAGCUGAGUCCCGAGGACCAGAGAGUAUUCAACUUUGAUGUGCGCCAGUUGAACUGGUUGGAAUACAUUGAAAAUUACGUUUUGGGAGUUAAAAAGUACUUAUUGAAAGAGGAUAUGGCUGGGAUCCCAGAAGCAAAGCAACACUUAAAAAGGCUCCGAAACAUUCACUACCUCUUUAAUACUGCCCUCUUCCUUAUCGCCUGGCGCCUUCUCAUUGCAAGAUCUCAGAUGGCUCGGAAUGUCUGGUUCUUCAUCGUGAACUUCUGUUACAAAUUCCUCUCCUACUUUAGGGCAUCCAGCACGCUCAAGGUCUAAGAACAUUCGGCAAUCACCUUUUAUCUGGAACCUCUCAGAUACCUCUAAAACAGCAAACUGUGGUUCUCAAGAUUAGGAAGUGACAAGGAAUAUGCCCAAGCUGUCAGAUAUUACAUGUGCUAUUAUGUAUUCAUCCCUGUUCCUUAACUAUAUUUUUUAUUUCAGUGAAGGAAGUUGAAAACCAGCCUAUAACCACACAUAUUUUAGGAAAAAAAAAUCCAAAUUGUGUCCUAAUAUUCUAUACCCUUGCAUAUUAAACAUGAAAGUAAUCCUACCUUUCUAUAUUUAGCUUUUCUUUUCUCCUUGAGAAGCUUAAAUUAGACUCCAUAAACAUGGAAAAACACAUGGCAGAAGCUAACACAAGCUAAAGAAAGACAGUACUGACCUUGGAAUCAUUCUGUGGUAGCCAGUAGAGAGAUGUAAAAUUAAGAUGAGGAAGAAUAGUCUCAAUAUUCUCACAAAUGCUAUAAAAUAAAUAAUUCCCCACUGAAAAUCUCUCUCCUCCUUUUCCACGUUAUACUUGAGAGUCCUGGUUGAGGGGUGAAGGAAUUAGAAAAGUGGGUUCAUAUUUAACAAUUUUCUUAAUUAUAUCAACUUCUUAAAAGAAGUAUAAAUAGGUAUACACAGAAUGAGGGAUUAAGCACAUUUGCAUUGGGGACUCUAGUGUAUUAUGCAUUUAAGUCAAAAUUACUAGCUUCUCAAAUUUAAAUAUGACGGCUAUUAUUUCUCAAUUUUUAGUCAUCAAAUUUCCUGAUAACCUUCUCUCAAGAGUUUUCUUCUUUUUCAUUAAAGUUGCCAAACCCCUUAUAUUUAAGCUUGUUUUCACUUAAGACUCAAUUAGAGUGGCUAACAUGAAGAAGGCCCCAGAUUAGAAUCAUGUAAAAAAACAAAACAAAAAAAACUCAGUCACCUGAUCUUUGCUAUUGAAGCAAGCAAAAUUUUAAAUAACAUUUUAAAUUCUAGUUUUAGUCUUCUUGUAUAAAGUGGGGAAAAUUACACUUCUGUGAUCACCAGAGGAUUUAUUAGUAUCUUGAUCAUUUCAAUUACACAACGUUAACUGUACAACGUACAGCAAAAUUAACAGACUUCAUUAGUGACUCCAAGUUUAGAGAAUAGGUCUUUUGGCUUAAUUUUAUGUACAAUGCAAACUAACUAGUAAAAACUAUAUUCCCAAAUUCCUAAACUAAUGAUGUAACUGUUAUCCCAGUUUUCCUCAUAUUUGAGAGAUGAGUGCAUGUUGUAUUGCAGCAUUUCUUCAUGGUAAAAAACAUGGAUUAUUAUCCUAAUAUAGUAUUUGGGGCCCAACCAGCUAAAAAUAAUCACCACACAACUACUUGAAAAUUACACAGGCAUAAAAUGUUAACAAAUGGUGGCAGUUAUAUUCAUGUUCACUUUCUGGAAUAAUAAUAUUCAGAAAGGCACAUUCAGGUAGUUUAAGUGUGCAAGGCCUUAGGGCAGUAUCUCGCCUAGUAUUACUUGAGAUUCUCUUGAGCUCCAUAAAGGGCAUUUUUGGGGGAACUCUUCCAGGCAGUGUCUUUCCAAUCUUACCUAAAUUCUGGGAACUACUUUCCAAAGGCAGAUAACCCAGCACUGAAACAAAGCAUCCAAUGAUUAUUACUUGCGAUGUCUAUAUGAAGCUUUUGAGUUAUAUCUAUUAAGAUACAAACUACAGAUAUGAUAAAAACAUGAAAUCAAGAUACAGUUCAGUGGGACUGGACAAUUGAAAACUCCCAAAUACCCCGCCAUGACGACCUGCAAAAUACAGUUCUUAGAAUUCACUUUUGAUUGUAUGUUUCACCAAUUCAGUAACUCCACUAAUCAAGUUUUCACAUUUUGACUUUUGAUUAAAUAAAAACUUGAAUUAAAUUUC
Messenger RNA from Carlito syrichta (Philippine tarsier), 3745 nucleotides. RefSeq names its product fatty acyl-CoA reductase 2 (gene FAR2). The transcript has 12 exons. Gene Ontology annotation, molecular function: alcohol-forming very long-chain fatty acyl-CoA reductase (NADP+) activity. Gene Ontology annotation, biological process: long-chain fatty-acyl-CoA metabolic process. Gene Ontology annotation, cellular component: peroxisome. Bases 328 to 1875 code for a protein of 515 amino acids. The record is from RefSeq and is a predicted model, not a curated record. Lineage: Eukaryota; Metazoa; Chordata; Mammalia; Primates; Tarsiidae.